AACUCAUUCAUAAACCCUUCUCAAUUUUUUCCCUAGGCGUCAGCGCUCUCCCGCCAACGUCAUCUUGACAGGCCCUGCCACUCUCCAACGCCGUCGUCGGAGGCCCAGCUCUUCUCCAACGCCGUUGUCGAAGGGCCGGCCCCUCCUCAGUAGCUGUUGCCGACGAAGCCAGAGCAACCGUUCAAGAAAUUAACUUUUUCUAAAAGAGAGUAAUUAAGUGUAAAACUGAACGCCUCCUUUUCGCCCAUCUUCAAAAGCCCCUGGUAACUGCAUCUCUCCUACUUCAAUCCGUCGCUCUGCAUCUCGUUGAACGUGAUCAAGUUCAAAAGAGACUACCAUAAUCUUGAGGAUGGACCUUGACGAAUUUAGUGAACUGGAUGAUGGGAAUCAGACUAAAGUUCCCUCUCGGGUCCCCAAAUUCAGGCCAAAAUCCAGCCUUGAUAAACCCUUACCAAAACAACCGAAAAUAGAAGAAAGUUCAAAGAAAUUAGAGAAUCUUUCACUGAAGAUUGAACCGUCAGUCUUGAAUGGCACUGUAAAAAUGGAGGUGAAACCGGUGGGAGUGGAGGUCGAGGUGAAACCAGUACCCGAAGCUGAGGUGAAAACAAAAAUGGAUGAGCGCAUGGAUUCGAACCAAAACCAAUUAGAAGAGGCAGAAGAAGAUAUGAUUGUUAGGGAAAUUGAUGUGUAUUAUACUCCUUCAAUUGAUGCGGCUACUCAGUUAUAUGUAAUGCAAUAUCCAUUGAGACAAUGUUGGCGUCCGUAUGAAUUGGAUGAGAGAUGUGAAGAGGUUAGGGUUAAACCUUUGACUGCGGAGGUAGAAAUGGACUUGUCAAUUGAUGUUGAUUCAAAUAAUUGGGACAGUGACAGGGCUUGCAGGGCUAACAUAACAAAGCAGACUUUGUCUUCCUCUUGGAAUCCAUCUCUGGCAGCUGGCUAUGCUGUUGGAGUUCUCAUAGAUAAUAAGUUUGUCGUGAAUCCUAUUCAUGCAGUUGUGCAACUCCGACCAUCAAUCGAACAAUUUAAGUCUGGUGGCUCCAAAAGGAAGAACAGUGUGUCUGGUAAUGCAGAAGUUGCCAUCAAAUUAGAAGAUUCUAAUGAAGCUAAAUCUGUUGGUCUAUCAAAGAAACAGAACAAGCGGAAGGAGGCUUCUGCUGAGCAAAAAAGUACAACUGAGGACGAGUGUUGGGUUCCACUCAAGUACCAUGGGUCGAAGAGUGAUUUCUCAGCUAGAUAUCUGCAGAGAAUGUUGGCACAAGAAAAAUCUAAUUUGCACUUCACAAUGAAUCCGUAUGAAUAUGUUAACUCCUUGUGCCCUGGAGCAUGUGACAAUAACAUCGAAUCCAAAAGUCGUUCAAGAAGGUCUUUGCUUUCUAUGCCACUUGAAGAACGAGUACAGAAAUUGCUUUCGGAGGGUCCACCUGUUAAUCGAUUUAGUGCACUUAAGCACUUUGCACCUGAUGAUUCUAUUGAAGAUCUUUUAGAGAUCCUUCAGAAACAUUCCCAAUUAGUGCAAGGUCUCUGGGUUCCAAGAAGUUCAUUGCUAUUUGAAGACAAAGCUACAUGCUUAGCUAGAGAUUUCGUUCUUCUUUUAUUUAGCAAGAACUUGGCUGUCAAGUCUGAACAAUUAUUGGUUGAAGCAAAGCUUAAAGAUCACAUAAAACGGGUUCUGAAUGUAUUUGCUGUUGAGAGACCUUCCCUUAGAGAUUGGAAGUUUAAAGAGCAUAGGGAUGUCUCAUUUAUAAAAGAACACCCAGACAUUGUUAAGAAGCAAGAACAAGUUUGGGCAAAUGUAGAGAAACAGAUAAAUGAUGUUAUAAAUAGACCUAGAAAAGUUGGACCUAGUAAAGAGGUAGGUACACGAAAAUCCGGCACGGUUGAUAAGCCUCCAAAAGUGAUGAGUUCUGAUGGAGUUGCAAGUGGAGUGCUAAGUGGGAAGCCCAUGUCUAAUGAAAGUCGAGAAGCGUUGCCCAAGGCCUUGCAGAAAAUUUUCCAGAUGCACAAGGUUUGCAGUAAGCAGUUCAUUCGAGAUAGUUUGCGGGAGAGGGCUGUAUCCCGGUCUAUGGUUCCCAAGCAAGGCGUUGAUGCUAAAAUAGCUAUACUUGCAGCAGAUGGUGUCGACUCUAUUGAUUUUGAGGAAGUCAUAAGUCAAGUUGCGACCAACAUUCAUGGCUACUAUGUUUCAAAGUCAUCCUCAGAGCACCCGGAAUAUGAUCAACUGAGGAAAGUUGUGAUUAAUUUGCUACUUGCUGGAGGACCUGAUACAAAACUUAAGAAGGCUGAUGUUAUAGAAGCUGCCAGGCUUACUUUGAAAAGAGAUAAUAUCACAGAAAAUGAAUAUAAGAAGGUGAUGAGUGACAUUUGUGAAUCCAAAGGUGGCUCAUGGGUCCUGAAAAAGCAUAAAUGGGUUGCUUAGUAAUGUGUUUGUCCUGGAUGGUAAAUACAUAUUUCUUUUCAAUCCUCAUUCAAACUUUUUUUUUUUUUUUGGCAUUUGUGUUGGAUAGUAAAUAGAUUUUUGUCCUCAAUCAAGCAUCCUAGCAAUUCCAAAAUUUAUUUAUUAAAUAUUCUUUAAUUUUUUUUGUUA
Mangifera indica (mango) is the source of this 2584-nucleotide messenger RNA. Its product is annotated as DNA-directed RNA polymerase III subunit RPC5. Gene Ontology annotation, biological process: DNA-templated transcription. Lineage: Eukaryota; Viridiplantae; Streptophyta; Magnoliopsida; Sapindales; Anacardiaceae. The record is from RefSeq and is a predicted model, not a curated record. The transcript is spliced from 14 exons. Gene Ontology annotation, cellular component: nucleus; RNA polymerase III complex. Bases 350 to 2416 code for a protein of 688 amino acids.